Lagopus muta (rock ptarmigan) is the source of this 1225-nucleotide messenger RNA. RefSeq names its product Sad1 and UNC84 domain containing 3 (gene SUN3). Bases 239 to 1015 code for a protein of 258 amino acids. The record is from RefSeq and is a predicted model, not a curated record. Gene Ontology annotation, cellular component: meiotic nuclear membrane microtubule tethering complex; nuclear envelope. Lineage: Eukaryota; Metazoa; Chordata; Aves; Galliformes; Phasianidae. Gene Ontology annotation, biological process: nuclear envelope organization. The transcript has 8 exons. Gene Ontology annotation, molecular function: protein-membrane adaptor activity.
CCAAGUUUUAAACAUCUGUUGCUCCGUAGUCGUCUUCUGCACUGUACAGAUACGGCCUGCUUCACCAUUCUUCACCACGCUUCUCCUUCUUUGUAGGCAACCUAAGGUUUGGAAGACAGUUCUGCUGCUGUGCACCGUGGCUGUGGUGUCCUUCGGUCGUUACUGGUUUGGAAGUCUUGCUGGAGGCUCAAGGGCAGUGGAAAAAAAGACUUCAUGGCUGGUGGGUGAUGAUCUGGAAAUGCUGAGGGUGGAACAAGAGCUCGACAAGAUCCAGCAGCAGCUUCGUUUCCUGCAAUGGGGAGCAAAGGACAUCACCCUGCGUGCUCUCCACGAGGCCCUGAAGAGAAAUGAGCUCCCAGGCUUUACCGGCGAGGCUGUUCAAGAGAUGAUCAAUCAAGUCCUGGAGAAGCUGGAAGAAAGCCCAUUCCAGAUGCGUAAUUAUGCCAGCAAAACUUCAGGCGCCGCUAUCGUUCGUUCCAAGACUUCUCCCUCCUGGAUUGGAAGCGGGAAAGUCUUCUGGCACUCGUUGCUGGUGACACCAUAUAUGAGGCCUCCUGAGAUUAUUCUUGAGCCUGACAAUCAGCCAGGUAACUGCUGGCCCUUCCCAGGAAGCCAAGGGCACGUCUUCAUCAAGUUGCCCAGGGCCAUCUUUCCCACGGCAGUUACGUUAAACCAUGGAGUUCCAGCAACGGCCUACCAUGCAGACAGCACCUCCAGUGCUCCUAAGGACUUUGCUGUCUAUGGCCUGCAGGAAGAAGGUGACGAGGAAGGAACUUUGCUAGGAGAGUUCACCUUCACGCCAGGCCAGGAUCCCAGUCAGACCUUCCAGCUGCAGAAUGAGCACUCCGGGUUCAUCAAUUACAUCAAGCUGCGAGUGCUGAGCAACUGGGGCCACCCGGACUAUACCUGUGUGUAUCAGUUCAGGCUCCACGGCAAUCCAGCCCCUGACGGUGAAGCUAAGGGAAAGCCACUUGGUUUACCUUUCAUGGAGGAGUCUCCAGAUCUGAGCCCGUGACAGGGGCACAAACCCAGGGGACGAAAGAGAGUGGCAACAAAAAUUACCCUACCUUCUAACAGCGCGGCACAUCCGGCCCCGGCUCUGUGACUAACAAGGCAAGGCACGAUGCGGGCCGUGCGCUCCAGGAGAGGGGGAAGGGAGACAACACGUGUGUCUGACAACAAAAAAAAAAAAACAACCAACAACAAAAACAGAAUCAACGGCAAC